GACCGAUGGCAGGUCAACACGUAGCACUACAUCAAUGCACUGGAGUCGAUACAUCUUUUCCACAGGCAUUCUGACUGAUGUCUCAGGAUGAAAAGUCGAGAGCAAAACCCAAACAAACACCUCUGUGGCUCAGGCAGGCGGUCGAAUGAGAUUGAGCAGCAUUUCUUCCAGCUGCUCCACCUUCUGCUCCAAGGCGCCAAUCUUGGCCUGGUAUUUGGCAUCCAGCUCCGACUGCAGCUGGCCGAUCUUGUCGCUGUCGGACAGACUGGCAGUCAUGUUGUUGACGGCCUCAAUCACGCCACCUUCCAGUUGUACGACUCGCCCUUCCAGUUGUGCCACUCCGAUGUCGGAGUUGGGAUUUGUUUGGAUGGUCGAGAAGUGCAGAAACAUGGCUCCAUGAUGGAUGUAUUGCCAGCCUUCUGUCCAAGAUGGACACGAGGAUUGAUCUCCUGCUGUCAGCUCGAUAGCCUUCACCGGAUAGCCUUCACGUGGGGUUGCUACGUGCCACCUAUCCCCCCACGCCGCUUCCGCCUGGGCUUUUGACCCGCUGGGCAUGGACCCGCCGAUGCGUCCCUCCCAGGUAUCCAACGAUACACAAUCAUAGUUUUGUCCGCACCGCUUAAGCUGCACAACUUGUAGAAGGCAUAACGUGAGUAUCUCCGCGGCAAUCGGGAAAGGGCUCCAAGCGGCAAGCACCACGAGAAGCACUAUCAUCUUCAUUUUCGCUCUGAAAGCAGUGGAUAAUCUGGCAAAGGCCCGAGAUCAUUGAGAUGAGUUUCUCUCCUACCUGAAGUGCGUCGGGGAACCGGCUUGCAACCGUGUGUAUUGGAUGGCCACGACGUGCCGCAUGCGGGCGGGGGACGAGAAAUGUGGC
This is a messenger RNA of Vitrella brassicaformis, 874 nucleotides long. Lineage: Eukaryota; Vitrellaceae. The record is from the annotation of a GenBank genome assembly.